GAGGCUCUCUGGUUCUCCCAUUCGUCAGACAGCCACUUCUUCUAGUGCAGUGCCAGGUGCAAACACGCAAAAACCGCAUCCCCGAGGCACCAUGGUGAAAGUGAAGGUCGGAAUAAACGGUUUUGGUCGUAUUGGGCGCCUGUUCACCAGGGCUGCUUUUAACUCUGGCAAAGUGGAUAUUGUCGCCAUCAAUGACCCCUUCAUUGACCUCAACUACAUGGUCUACAUGUUCCAGUAUGAUUCCACCCAUGGCAAAUUCCAUGGCACAGUCAAGGCUGAGAACAGGAAGGUUGUCAUCAAUGGAAAUCCGAUAACUAUCUUCCAGGAGCGAGAUCCCGCCAAAAUCAAAUGGGGUGAGGCAGGAGCAGAUUAUGUUGUGGAGUCCACUGGUGUCUUCACCACCAUGGAGAAGGCUGGGGCUCACCUAUAGGGGGCGCCAAAAGGGUCGUCAUCUCUACCCCUUCUGCUGAUGCCCCCAUGUUUGUGAUGGGUGUGAACCAUGAGAAGUACGAAAACAGCCUCUGCAUUGUCAGCAAUGCCUCCUGCACCACCAACUACUUAGCCCCCUUGGCUAAGGUCAUCCAUGACAACUUCGGCAUUGUGGAGGGACUCAUGACCACAGUCCAUGCCAUCACUGCCACCCAGAAGACUGUGGAUGGCCCCUCUGGGG
Nycticebus coucang (slow loris) is the source of this 670-nucleotide messenger RNA. RefSeq names its product glyceraldehyde-3-phosphate dehydrogenase-like. Lineage: Eukaryota; Metazoa; Chordata; Mammalia; Primates; Lorisidae. The record is from RefSeq and is a predicted model, not a curated record. Gene Ontology annotation, molecular function: NAD binding; oxidoreductase activity, acting on the aldehyde or oxo group of donors, NAD or NADP as acceptor. The transcript has a single exon. Bases 92 to 430 code for a protein of 112 amino acids.